Parasteatoda tepidariorum (common house spider) is the source of this 574-nucleotide messenger RNA. Its product is annotated as peptidyl-prolyl cis-trans isomerase NIMA-interacting 4. The record is from RefSeq and is a predicted model, not a curated record. NCBI's taxonomy places the organism in Eukaryota, Metazoa, Arthropoda, Arachnida, Araneae, Theridiidae. Gene Ontology annotation, molecular function: DNA binding; peptidyl-prolyl cis-trans isomerase activity. Gene Ontology annotation, biological process: rRNA processing.
AAAUAUGCUUUGAAGUGAAUCUUGUUCCCUAUGGGAACACAUACAUCUUGUCCCUAUACACUUCAUUGAUCGAACGUGCUUUCUAACUUGAAAGGCGCUAAGUCUAAUUAUCUGAUUCCUGUAACAUUUAUUGAAAUUUAAUUAUUAUGCCACCGAAAGGUAAAGGGAAAAAUCAAAAUAAAAGUAAUGCUGGAGCAGAAUCUAAAGAGGCUGGUGCUUCAAAACAGACUAAAGGGGGCACUUCUGUUAAGGUAAGACAUAUUUUAUGUGAAAAACAGUCCAAGGUCCUUGAGGCAAUGGAGAAAUUAAAAUCUGGUAUAAAAUUUAACGAAGUAGCUACUCAAUAUAGUGAGGAUAAAGCAAGACAAGGUGGCGAUCUUGGGUGGAUGAUUAGAGGAAGCAUGGUUGGUCCAUUUCAAGAUGCAGCUUUUGCACUUCCUAUUAGCAAUUUACAAAAUCCUGUAUAUACUGAUCCCCCAAUCAAAACCAAAUUUGGAUAUCAUAUCAUAAUGAUCGAAGGCAAAAAAUAACUGUUUUAUUCUUGUAUAUAUGAUUAAAAAAAAAUUUUAUUUAA